This is a messenger RNA of Macadamia integrifolia, 2622 nucleotides long. RefSeq names its product isoamylase 3, chloroplastic. Gene Ontology annotation, biological process: carbohydrate metabolic process. Gene Ontology annotation, molecular function: hydrolase activity, hydrolyzing O-glycosyl compounds. The record is from RefSeq and is a predicted model, not a curated record. The coding region runs from base 122 to 2161 and encodes 679 amino acids. The transcript has 22 exons. Lineage: Eukaryota; Viridiplantae; Streptophyta; Magnoliopsida; Proteales; Proteaceae.
AUAAAAGGUCUUGGAAAAGGUUUCUUUUAGAUGAUUCUUCUUCUUCUUAGAUUGGAGUUGAAGCUUGAAACUUGAAACUGAGAUCUUUUUCUUUUCUUGAUUCUUUUGUUCUUAGCUUUUCAUGGAUGCUUUGAUUUACUUCCAAAAGGGGUUAAAGAUGCUCCACUCGCCUCCUCUGUUCACUCAUGCUGCUUCCAGUAAUUGUCUUCGUUCUCGGAUUGCAUCCUUUAGUUUCUUAGAGAUGGGAUUGAGAUCAAGUAAGCAUGUAUUUGGCAGCACUAGGAAAGGACUUAUCAGUGAGACAAUUGGUAAUACCAGAUUGAAAGCUCCAAAUGUUUAUGGUCGCCGUGCUCAAGAAACUGUGCUUGAGGAAGAAGCAACACAAGUGUCUGAGAUCAGCUCGCCAAUGAAAGUCUCUCCAGGCCAGGCUUUUCCACUUGGAACAUCUGAAGUUGAAAGUGGGAUCAAUUUUGCUAUUUUUUCCCAACAUGCAACUGCUGUUACACUUUGCUUAUCUCUCCCAGAGAGGGGAAAGCUUGAUGGACAGGAUGCUGGAUUGUUGGAACUGCCAUUGGAUCCUCGUGUGAACAAGACUGGAGACAUAUGGCAUAUUUAUGUGGAGAAAGAUUUAGUUAUAUAUGAAAUGAAUGUUCGUGCAUUUACUGCUGAUGAAUCGAGUGGGCUGGAUCCUGGCAUACGUGGUAGCUACCUUGGUGUGAUUGAGAAGAUUCCGCAUCUUCUAGAGCUUGGCAUCAAUGCAGUGGAACUGUUGCCUGUUUUUGAGUUUGAUGAGUUGGAGUUCCAAAGGCGUCCAAACCCCAGAGAUCACAUGGUACGUUUCAAUCAUUUACCUUCAUAUGGGUUCAUUAUGUGGAUAAAAUGUGCAUUUGGGAUUUUCCUUUGUGUUAUUUUGGAUGUAGUUUAUAACCAUACUAAUGAAGUGGAUGAUGAAAACCCUUAUACAACUUCAUUUCGUGGAAUAGAUAAUAAGGUAUAUUAUAUGGUGGAUUUUAGCAGUAACUGUAAGUUGCUGAAUUACUCAGGCUGUGGGAACACCUUAAACUGCAACCACCCUGUGGUCAUGGAACUCAUACUUGACAGUUUGAGGCACUGGGUCAUUGAGUAUCAUGUGGAUGGAUUUCGAUUUGACCUUGCUAGUGUUCUAUGUCGAGCAGCUGAUGGUUCUCCACUUAAUGCUCCUCCACUUAUUAAGGCAAUCGCUAAAGAUGCUACUUUGUCAAGGUGCAAAAUCAUUGCAGAGCCUUGGGACUGUGGAGGUCUUUAUCUUGUUGGAAGAUUUCCAAAUUGGGACCGGUGGGCUGAAUGGAAUGGAAAAUACCGUGAUGAUGUGAGAAUGUUCAUUAAGGGUGACUUUGGUAUGAAAGGACGUUUUGCGACACGUGUGGCUGGAUCUGCUGAUCUAUACAAAGUAAACAAGCGCAAGCCAUAUCAUAGUAUCAAUUUUGUCAUUGCACAUGAUGGGUUUACACUGUACGACCUUGUAUCCUACAAUUUCAAGCACAAUGAAGCUAAUGGAGAGGGCGGCAAUGAUGGAUGCAAUGAUAAUCUUAGUUGGAACGGUGGUUGUGAAGGAGAAACUGCCGACAACAAUAUAAAAGCAUUGCGCUCCCGUCAAAUGAAAAACUUCCAUUUGGCUUUAAUGAUCUCCCAGGGAACACCAAUGAUGCUAAUGGGGGAUGAGUAUGGCCAUUCACGCUUUGGAAAUAACAAUAGUUAUGGACAUGACACUGCGAUAAAUCAUUUCCAAUGGGGACAGUUGGAUGCCAGAAGCAGUAGCCACUUUAGGUUCUUCUCAGAGAUGAUAAAGUAUCGCCGAAAGCAUCCUGUUUUUGGACGUGAAAACUUUCUUGACAAACACAAAGUAACUUGGCAUGAGGACAAUUGGGACAACCAUGAGAGCAAGUUCCUCGCAUUUACACUUCACGAUAAUCAUGAGGGAGACAUCUACGUGGCAUUCAAUGCACAUGACUAUUUUGUUAAAGCUAUAUUACCCUCACCACCAAACAAGAGGCGCUGGUUCCGAGUGGUAGACACCAAUCUCAAGUCUCCUGAUGAUUUCAUUCCUGAAGGUGUCCCGGGCAUUGGAAGUACAUAUAAUGUUGCUCCUUACUCUUCAAUUCUUUUCGAGGCAAAAUCAUGAAGGUCAACGGAAGCCACUAGUGGUUGAUAACCUGGAAAUGAUACUCAUUCAGAAAUAUACGAGGAAGUUGGUGAGAGUGAAAUUUUUCUAUGUUAGAGCAAUGUUACAGGGAUAAUGGCACGCGGCCAUAGGCUCACUUUGUAUAUAUAAAUAAUUCCCUGUAAAUAACACCUACUGUUAUUGUUAGAACUUAUGGUAGUAGGUAUCCUGUUUUUUGUUACCAUUAGUAAUUUUUCAAUUUUAACCUUUUUUAUUUUCUUGGAAUGAAGCAUAUAAUUUAGGAGGCGGUUUCCCUUCACCCAAGGUGAAGGAACUAGGAAGAAUUCAUUUCCUUCACCGAUGGAGAACAAUGAGGAGGGGAAAAAACUAACAAAAGGAAAAGAUUCUCUAAGUUGCUGAGGCAGGGUACAUUAGCAUUUAUGUGUCUAUUUCUUUCAUAUGAAAUGAUUUCAUUGGCUUCC